AUGGUAGAGUUCCAAUGCCGACGUUUCCAAUUGCUUGUAAAUUUUAUAUUGGCUUGGGCAGCAGCAGAACUAUUCGAGAUUGAUACUCCAUUAUUUGCAGUUGUCGAAACAGAAAGGAUACUAGUUAGAGUCCCAAGCGAUGUAAUAUUUGGUUGUCCCCCAGCAGUGAGUCCUUACCAGAAUCUAAUACCAGAGCCUUUGAAGCUUGAGCGGUUCCAGCAGUUAUACCUGAAACAUAUGAUAAUCCGCUCAAGUCUAACGCAGCUCCACCAAUCGUCAGAGAACCGCAAUCAAGAUUGCCGAUCACGCUCAAUGCAGAUAACGUUCCAACACCACCAAGCCGCAAGUAUCUUCGAUCGCCUGUAG
This is a messenger RNA of Phytophthora sojae, 366 nucleotides long. RefSeq lists its product as hypothetical. Bases 1 to 366 code for a protein of 121 amino acids. The transcript has 3 exons. The record is from RefSeq and is a predicted model, not a curated record. NCBI's taxonomy places the organism in Eukaryota, Oomycota, Peronosporomycetes, Peronosporales, Peronosporaceae.